This is a messenger RNA of Haemorhous mexicanus (house finch), 1512 nucleotides long. RefSeq names its product adaptor related protein complex 4 subunit sigma 1 (gene AP4S1). Gene Ontology annotation, cellular component: intracellular membrane-bounded organelle. The coding region runs from base 329 to 811 and encodes 160 amino acids. The transcript is spliced from 7 exons. NCBI's taxonomy places the organism in Eukaryota, Metazoa, Chordata, Aves, Passeriformes, Fringillidae. Gene Ontology annotation, biological process: vesicle-mediated transport; protein transport. The record is from RefSeq and is a predicted model, not a curated record.
UACAGCCCCGCGGCCCUCCCACCCUCCCACCCGGCCGGGCGGGGAGCGAGCGGCGCCUGCCGGGAAACCGCGGCCUGGCCUCCGCCGCCGCCUCUCGCGGCACCACGCGCCUGCGCGGGAGGGAGAGCCAAACUGUGCUGAUUCAGAAGCCCUGGGUGCAGUGCACAAGCCACGUGCACUGUGGCAGCAGCAGCCACCAGCGACUCUGCUGUCAGUGCGACGCAGCAGGAGUGCGUUCCUGGAGAGGAUUCACCUGCCUGGAGGAGAAAUACUUCUCCUGACUCCUGCACCCAAAAUUGAAAUCUACCACUGAAUCAACAAAAAAGAAAUGAUAAAAUUUUUUCUUAUGGUUAACAAACAAGGUCAAACAAGACUGUCCAGGUAUUAUGAACAUGUAGAAAUUCAUAAACGGACUCUGCUGGAAGCUGAAGUAAUCAAAAACUGUCUCUCCCGUUCAAAGGAUGAGUGCUCUUUUGUUGAGUAUAAGGACUUCAAGCUGGUGUACCGACAGUAUGCAGCUCUUUUCAUAGUUGUUGGCAUCGACCAGACAGAGAAUGAGAUGGCAGUUUAUGAACUGAUUCAUAAUUUUGUGGAAGUUUUGGACAAAUACUUCAGCAGAGUGAGUGAAUUAGAUGUAUCCUUUUCAGUAUCAGAAAUCCAUUUGUUAUCACUUUUUGGUGUAUGUUCAAGUUCAUACUGUCUUCAUAGCACUGACUGUCACUCAAGUCAAUGCAGAUGUUCACCAGUUUUGCACUUGGAAUCAUGUUCAAUUUGGACAGAGUGCACAUCAUUUUGGAUGAAAUGGUGCUAAAUGGUUGCAUUGUGGAAACGAACCGGAACAGAAUUCUCGCCCCUCUGUUUGUGCUUGACAAAGUGGCAGAAGGCUAGGAAGAUGCAAGAGUUUCUAAGGCAUUUUACAAAAGAUGGCAAAAGCAUCAAGAAUGUGCCCAUAGCAGUUUUCUGCUGUCGCAAGACUGACUCAUUCAACAUUGAAAUUAGUUGGAAAAUAUUUUUCAUUUCUCUUAUACUCUGUGAACCCUGUGGGAAAGAGAUACAGCUAAACAUGUGGAUGCUUUCAGAUGCAGCUUCACUGACCCAGCAGAAAUCUUCCUAGAAUGGUCAAUAAUUAUAAACAUUUUGAGGAUUAAAAAAUGGAAACUUACCAUGACUGACUAGGUAUCACUUUGAAUUAUGCAGUAUCAUGCCAGACCUAGAAGACAAAAUACAUGGAAAUACAAAUUCAGACUGAGUUUCAGUCCUUCCCUUAAGCACCAAUUUGAUUUAUUUUCAUACAAUUUACUGUUAAUAAUAGUUCUGUGACUUCAAUGCCUACUUUUAAACUAUAUUCAUCCUUCAUCAAAAAGCUGGUUUCCCUCCCUUUGCUAUUCAAGUCAUAGACACAAAAAGAAAAGUACAGAUGUAUUAAAUAUUUCUGCAUACUCUGCAAGUUGUAACUGGAAUUAUUUAGCACUCAAAUAUUAUAAUAUUAAUAAAAGAUAAUUAAAAUCAGAA